GUCAUGUGACCAGCGCGCGCUCACUGAACAGUUCCUUUUUCAACGCUGGCGCUUCCUUCUUGCACGUGACUCAAAACGCUGGGGUUUUUUGAGCACGUCGGAGAGACGCGAGGUGCGCGCGACCUGUUUCUCGGGCCGUUAUGGAGGAGCCGCCCGGUUUCCGGUAGCCUACGUGCGCGAGUCGUGUGAGCUCGAGGCGGACGGCGCGAGACAGCAGCAUGGCCCCGAUGCUCCUGCAGAAACUGUUCAGCAAGAAAGCCGCGGCCGCCACCACCGGGGGCGCAAGAGAGUGCGCGGCCGACACGGAGAAUCGUUGGGCUUCUGCGGAGUUUGAUCUCGCACAAAUCCGACUGAUCGUGUAUCAGGAUUGUGAAAAGAGGGGUCGCCAAGUUCUGUUUGACUCCAAGGCUAUACGGAAGCUGGACCCAUCUGAACUGAAUGCUGAGGAGACGAUAGCCCCACCCACCCGCAGCGGUGCAUGCCAAAUUGGAUGCAAGGCAGUCAAGCAGAAAGAAACUCCGCCUACUUAUCAGUACACAAGACCAUCUUCCGAUGUGAAUAUGCUUGGGGAGAUGAUGUUUGGCUCUGUUGCUAUGAGCUACAAGGGCUCAACGCUGAAGAUUCACCAUAUCCGAUCUCCUCCGCAGCUGAUGGUCAGUAAGGUUUUCUCGACACGUUGCGGCAGCAGUAACACAGGCAGCACCAACACUCUCCAGGACAGCCUUGACUCUAUUAGCCAAACGUGCCCGAGUCACAGCAGCAGCAUCGUUCAUAGUAACCCUGUGGAUAUGCCAGGCCGUAGACACAAUGAAGACAGCGACAGUGGUAUCGCCCGUUCAGCAUCACUCAGCAGCCUCCUGGCCACGCCCCUCCCCUCCCCUGGUUCGUCCUACAGCAGUGGGUGUGCCAGCAGUUACCAACGACGAUGGCUUCGUAGCCAAGCAACCAGCCUACAGCAUGGCCUAAUCCCUCGCUGGAGCACAGAUGAAAUGUUCAGCCUGUCAGACGAGAGCUGCAGCUCAAACCACGGGUUGAGUCGCAGGAAAAAGAUCGCGGUCAGCAUCAUCAUCAGCCUGCCGGAGAAAGAGGAGGAGAACCACAGCUUCCAGGAGUUCUUCUUCUCCCACUUCCCCCUGUUCGAGUCUCACAUGAACAAACUCAAGACCGCCAUCGAGAGGGCGAUGAUCGCGUGUAGGAGAGUAGCAGAGCCGAGUCAGCGUGUGCAGGUGUAUCUGUGUCGGGUUAUGGAGGCACUGGGAGAGUUCAGGAUGACCGUGUGGAACCUGUACAUGGCUCCACGGAUCACUGAACCCAUCUGGCUGACCAUGAUAUCCCAGAGUGCCGAGCGAAACCAGUUGUGUCAGCGCUUCCUGAGGGAGAUGAGCCUGCUUAUGGAGCACGGGGCCAAGAACCAGUUCCUGUCUUCUCUCCUCACUGCUGUCCUUAUGUACCACCUCGCCUGGGUUCCCACAGUGAUGCCUAGCAACCACCCACCAAUCAGAACAGUUUACCAGAAACGCUCCUCUCAAACGGUGGACCUGCUGGCUAAGAGUCACCCAUACAACCCACUGUGGGCUCAGCUAGGAGAUCUGUAUGGUGCUUUGGGUUCUCCUGUUCGAGUGUGUCGCACUGUGGUCGUUGGACGCCGGCGCGAGCUGGUGCAGCGCGUCCUCUACGUUCUCUCCUACUUCAUCCGCUGCUCUGACCUCCAAGAAAACGCACUUCCUCAAGCACAGACAGACAGUCCUGUCAAUCCGUGCCCUUCUCAAACCACUAGCCCCACCCCCUGCUCUGAGAGGACCAAUAAGAAGCCACUCGUCUGUGAGUCCGAGGCUACAAAGUCCACCCAUAACCCCGAAAGGACCAAUGAUAAAAUGCUAACAGCCGACACAAAACCUACACACCCGGCUUUCUUUUCAGAAGGGACCAGCACAGAAGUAGGUGAUUCCAAAUCGGCUGACUCCUCCCCCUUUUCUGAAAUGGUUACUGAUAGACUGGAAUGUACUCAGGAAUGCUCAGGAGAGACGGUACAAGAGAACAUCUCGGCUAAUCCGAGCCCUCCUGCGCAAAGGGUGCGGUUUACGAUUGGCAGUCCAAAGGAGGCAGAAAACGACAGACAUCAAGAUAGGACACAACCUGGGUGUAGGCGGGCCUUACACAGGAAGAUGCCAAAUAGGCUUUUAACAGACAGCUUGGACAGCUCGGACGAGGAGGAACUGUCACACAGGCAGACGUGCACAGGAAACGAAAUGCAGCAACAUGAACUACCGCUCCCAAGCUGCGACAUGGAGAUCUGCCCCGACGUGAAUCAUUUCGGCCGCUCUUUACUCGGAGGUUACAGUCCUCAGUACAUGCCUGACUUCGUCCUGCACGGAGUCACCUCGGAUCAGCGGCUCAAGCAGUGCCUGAUGGCUGACCUGGAACACACGGUACUGCACCCUGCGCUGGACGAGCCGGUCGCUGAGGCGGUGUGCAUCGUCGCGGACACGGACCGUUUGUGUGUUCAGGUGGCUACGACUCAGCGGCGCGUGUGUGAGCCAGGCCAAAUAGGAAGAGACGUGAUGGUCUCCAAUCUUAUACACACGCUCCUCACGUCUGUGCUUCAGCUGCACGCGCUCAACAUGGCCGCAGAAUUUUGUGUCAUGCACUUGGAGGAUCGCUUGCAGGAGGUGUACUUUAAGAGUUGUUCUUUGGCAGAAUAUCUGAGAGGACAACGACGAGUCCAUGUGAAGGAACUGGGACUAGCGCUGGGGAUCGAGUCCAGUGAUCUUCCGCUGCUUACAGCCGUCGCCAGCACACACUCACCCUACGUUGCCCAGAUCCUUCUGUGAACAGAGCUGCUUCACUACACCAACCAAUCAGAGCAAGCUCCUGCCUACAGCAGACCAAUAAACAGCUGAUCGUCGCGAGUCCAGGUUCACUCUGCCGACGAUCAGACCAAUCAGGAUCAUCUGAUUUAACCUUUAAAGAGAGAGCAGAUCAUAUGGUUUACAUCCUCUCCAGUCUGUGUGUGUGUGUGUAGGGAGUGUGUGUCGGCUUUGUUUUCUUAUACGCACUAUUUCCACAGUGGUGUUUUGUCUUAAAAAAAAAAAAGAAGACUGGAACAGGCAACGCUGCUUUUUAGGUCAUUGUAUAGUAUAACGGGCGACAAAUUGAAGGAAAAAACCUUUCAAUAAAAAAGUAGCGAUUGGAUUCGGAAAACGGCCUUCGCUCUUUUAUAAACUGGAUUAUUUCAGCUAAAUUUGAAGCCAGCUUCAAAUCCGCAAAGGCAAUCCCAUUCGAGUUUAAAAAGCGUAGCUGACUAAAACUGAGCACAAUGCUAAGCAUGCCUCGGUUGCUUUUUCUGCCCCUUGGUAAAUCUUUUUGCACUGCAACUUUUUUAAAUUUUUAUCAUCGCACCAAUAUUGAUGUUCUGUGUAAAUCGCACGUGCUGCCUCCGAUUAACACAAAGUAGACAAGACGGGACAUCACUUAACAAAUGACUCGGGGGGGGGGAAGCAUGUUGGUUUACAGCAGCGAUCGUUAACCGUGUUUCUGUAGAUCUGCUUUCUUACAGGAUUAAAUUCCAGCUGAAAUCCCGGACUGAUUAAGAUUAGUAAAGUGUGCUUGAUUAGGAUGGAGUAGGAAGAUCUCCAGAAACAGGUUGAUCACUGGUUUACAGAAUCAGAAUUGUCAUACGAGUUAAGUAUUUAUUAUAGGAAACAGUUAGUAUGCCUCAGUUAUCUUGAAUAAGUAGUUCCAUUUUCGGUUUGUUUUUGUAACUUGUGUGUCCUGGUUGUGUCUCCUACCCCCCUCCAAACAGCUAAUUUUGGGUUGUAUAGCUCCCCCUUGUGGUGGCAUUUAGGUUUACAGGAUUGUUCACAAAGACCAAGAUUUGUACAGCCAGGUGGAGACGGACAUUGAAAUUACUUUUAUUAUUUGCAAUAUUAGUGUGUUGAUCUCUGCAUCAAGCUCAUGCUGUAUAUAAACCAUCAUUAUAUACAGUUUGUCCUCAAGUAGUCUUUAAAUAAGUCACCAUUAACAGCUUUCUUUGUGGAGGGUGGAUAACUUGUAUCAGGUGCUACCAUGUUAUACACUGUGUAAACGUAUGUUAAAGUACAUACUAUUUUAUACUUUACUAAUACCUUUCUGCAGAGUAAGCCACAUACAGCUCUAUUCAGGCUAAUACUCAAGUCUUAAUUGUAUUCAGUCUUAUGUUUCUUAUUUCUUUAAUAUUCAAAAGAUUUUGUUAUUUUUGUACACUAAAUUCUACCUCAUGGUUGCUUUUAAAAGCAGUCCUGAUCUCAGAUAUGAAAGACGGGCCAGUUAAAUUUGGCCAGGGUAAAAGAUCUCCUUUAGGUGUUGAGCAACGCUGAGGAAACGACAGAUAAGGCUUCAUGUCCAUGUUUAUGGCCAUGUGCUUUGAAUAAAAAAAUUAAAAAAAACACAAGUUGCGUUUGGGUUGUUUUAAGUUUGAUCCUUGGAUAUGGAAUAAAGUUGAAUAAAUUUCUCAAUUGAAA
Molecule: messenger RNA, 4499 nt
Organism: Neoarius graeffei (lesser salmon catfish)
Lineage: Eukaryota; Metazoa; Chordata; Actinopteri; Siluriformes; Ariidae
Gene: fnip2
Product: folliculin interacting protein 2
Exons: 17
Coding region: 219-2831 (870 amino acids)
Cellular component (GO): cytoplasm
Molecular function (GO): ATPase inhibitor activity; protein-folding chaperone binding
Source: RefSeq, a predicted model, not a curated record